AUGGUCGCGUCCGCCAACGGUGAGGUGCUCAUCACCAACGACGGCGCGACGAUCCUCAAUAAGAUGAGUGUGCAGCAGCCCGCGGCCAAGAUGCUGGUCGAGUUGGCCAAGAGCCAGGUGGCUGGCGGCCGGGCGCCCGCUGCCGAGGGCCGCGCAGGCGGCGCCCGGCGUGGCCGCACCAUGCCACAAUGGGGCGGGGACGCCGGGCGCGGCGGGGCGCCCGGCGGCGGCGAGGGGCGCCAGCUGGACGUGGUGGCGGGCGACGGCACCACCAGCGUGGUCGUCAUCUGCGGGGCGCUGCUCAAAAAGGCCCAGGAGCUGCUGGCCAAGGGCGUGCACCCCACGGUCAUCAGCGACGCGUUCAGCAAGGCGGUGGCCAAGGCGAACGAGGUCCUGGAGUCCGUCGCCACGCCCGUUGACCUGGGGGACAAGGACGCGCUCAUCAGGGCCGCCACCACGUCCCUGUCGAGCAAGGUGGUGUCUCAGUACAGCUCCCUGCUUUCGCCCAUGGCGGUGGAGGCGGUGCUGCGCGUCAUGGACCCCUCGCGGCCAAACAUGCUUGACCUGCGUGACAUCAAGGUGGUGGCCAAGGUGGGGGGCACCAUCGACGACAGCGAGCUGGUGGAGGGCUGCGUGUUCGACACAAAGGCAGCAAAGGCCGCCGGCGGCCCCACUCGCGUUGAGAAGGCCAAGAUCGGCCUGAUCCAGUUCCAGCUGUCGCCCCCCAAGGCCGACAUCGAGAGCAGCGUCGUCAUCAGCGACUACCAGCAGAUGGACCGGGUGUACAAGGAGGAGCGCAACUACAUCCUCGGACUCGUGAAAAAGAUCCGUGCGUCUGGCUGCAACGUGCUGCUGAUCCAGAAGUCCAUCCUGCGGGACGCGGUGACAGACCUCAGCCUGCACUACCUGGCCAAGGCCAAGAUCAUGGUGGUGCGAGACAUUGAGAGGGACGACAUAGAGUUCAUCUCAAAGACACUGGGCUGCCUGCCCAUCGCCCACCCGGACCACAUGCGGCCGGACAAGCUGGGCAGCGCGGACCUCGUGGAGGACGUCGAGCCCCGCCGCCCUCCCGCCGGCGCCCUGUCAACCCCUCCGCCCACACGAAUCACCCCGCGACCCACCCACCAGUGCGGCAAGGGGCGGGUGGUGAAGGUGACGGGCAUCCAGGCGCGCGGCCGCACCGCCACCGUGCUGCUGCGCGGCUCCAACCGGCUCGUGUUGGACGAGGCGGACCGCUCCCUGCACGACGCACUCUGCUGCAUUCGGUGCCUGGUGCAGAAGCGGUUCCUGAUUGCGGGCGGCAGCGCACCCGAGGUGGAGGUCACCCACCAGCUCAGCAAGUGGGCCAAGACGCUGCAGCCCCGCGCGGCCGCCGUCGAUGCACUGUUAUGCAUAUCAGUGCGCGUCGCGCGCGUCCGGAGAUUGUGUCUCUAA
Messenger RNA from Monoraphidium neglectum, 1434 nucleotides. RefSeq names its product T-complex protein 1 subunit delta. Bases 1 to 1434 code for a protein of 477 amino acids. The transcript has 16 exons. Gene Ontology annotation, cellular component: chaperonin-containing T-complex. NCBI's taxonomy places the organism in Eukaryota, Viridiplantae, Chlorophyta, Chlorophyceae, Sphaeropleales, Selenastraceae. The record is from RefSeq and is a predicted model, not a curated record. Gene Ontology annotation, molecular function: ATP-dependent protein folding chaperone; ATP binding. Gene Ontology annotation, biological process: protein refolding.